Durotheca rogersii is the source of this 1761-nucleotide messenger RNA. RefSeq names its product WD repeat protein. Gene Ontology annotation, molecular function: protein binding. The record is from RefSeq and is a predicted model, not a curated record. The transcript has a single exon. Gene Ontology annotation, cellular component: cytosolic [4Fe-4S] assembly targeting complex. Gene Ontology annotation, biological process: iron-sulfur cluster assembly. The coding region runs from base 359 to 1711 and encodes 450 amino acids. NCBI's taxonomy places the organism in Eukaryota, Fungi, Ascomycota, Sordariomycetes, Xylariales, Xylariaceae.
GUCAGUAAUCAGAUCCCACCCAACUUUUCGCACGCGCUUAUUCAUCCUUCCGUCCUCGGCUCUCUCACUGCCUCUAUUCCAAUCUGCUAUACCUUCGCCAUCGCACAGGCACUCCACGCGAACUCCCCAGCCAUAGAAGGGGCGGGGUUGUGCUUAGCAACAAAACUCCUCCCAAACUAUUCCGAGGACCUACCUCCUACGUACCCACCAACCUCGCUCGCGUCAUCGAGAGAGUGGCAAAAAAAAAAAGGUGAAACGACGCCGUCGAGGAGACCGUGCUUGACGACUACUACCCCGCCCCGGCCCGGAGCCGCGCCAGAUAUCGAAGGGGGGUGAGACGGGAGACGAAGGGGACAAAAUGCCGCCUCCCGAAUCCGUCAAGCUCGUACCCCUGCCGCCCUUCAAGCCCGACCUGUACCAGCGCGCGUGGCAGUCGAUACCGCACCCGACCCUCCCGCUGCUCGCGACCACCCACCAGAAGUCCGUCACCGUCUUCUCGCUCUCGACCCUGUCCGCCCACAGCGCCCUGACCAAUGGGCACGAGCGGUCCGUCCGCUCCGCCACCUGGAAGCCGAACCUGCCGCCGCACCGGCUCUGCCUCGUCACCGGCAGCUUCGACUCGACCGCGGGGCUGUGGCGCUGGAGCGACGACCGCGGGCCCCGGGCCGCCGGCUCCGGAGGUGACGACGACGACGACGGCGACGGUAGCGACAGCGACGGCAAGGCCGAGCGCGACUGGGAGCUCAUCGUCGUGCUCGAUGGCCACGACUCCGAGAUCAAGUCGGUCGCCUUCUCGCCCAGCGGCCAGUACCUCGCCACCUGCAGCCGCGACAAGUCGGUCUGGGUGUGGGAGGACGUCGGCGCCUCCGAAGCCGACGACGAGUGGGAGACGGUCGCCGUGCUCAGCGAGCACGAAGGCGACGUCAAGGCCGUCGCCUGGUGCCCGGACACGACGGACGACUCCGGCGGCGGCGGCGGCAGGCGCGGCCGCUACGGCACCGACGUGCUUGCGAGCGCGAGCUACGACAACACGGUGCGCGUGUGGCGCGAGGACGGCGACGGCGAGUGGGUCUGCGUGGCCGUGCUCGAGGGCCACGGGGGCACGGUCUGGGGCCUGCAGUGGGAGCCGCGGCGGCGGCGCGGCGGCGGGUUCCCGCGACUCCUGACCUGGAGCGCGGACCGGACCCUGCGCAUCUGGACGCUGAAGGAGGAGGACGAGGACGAGGACGACGCAGGCGGGGCCGGGCACGCCUGGGGCGCCGGCAUCCCAAACACGAUGCGCCGGUCGCUCAAGGAGGAGUGGGAGUGCACGGCGGUGCUGCCGGCGGCGCACGCGCGCGACGUGUACGCGGCGAGCUGGAGCGCGCAGACGGGGCUCGUGGCGAGCACGGGCAGCGACGGCAUGCUCGCGGUGUACGGCGAGAGCGAGGAGCGCGCAGACGCGGCCGCGGAACUAGACGGCGACGCCGUCAUGACGAACGGCCACCCCACCGCCGCCGCCGGCGAGGACGCGCCGGCGCCGCGCGGGUCCCGCCUGUGGAAAGUCCUCGCGACAGUCCCCGCGGCCCACGGCCCGUACGAAGUCAACCACGUGACGUGGUGCCGGCGGUGGGACGCCGGGUGCGCGCCGGAGCGCCGCGGCGUCGAGGAGAUGCUGGUGACGACGGGAGACGACGGCGUCGUGCGGCCGUGGCAGGUCGUGCUGUCGUGACGGGGCGCGGCCGACGUAGCGAAUUGGUUGGCGAGUCGGGCACUAGUGGU